Messenger RNA from Oenanthe melanoleuca, 4018 nucleotides. It is a transcript of the gene NXT2, whose product is annotated as nuclear transport factor 2 like export factor 2. NCBI's taxonomy places the organism in Eukaryota, Metazoa, Chordata, Aves, Passeriformes, Muscicapidae. Bases 298 to 639 code for a protein of 113 amino acids. Gene Ontology annotation, biological process: protein import into nucleus. The record is from RefSeq and is a predicted model, not a curated record. The transcript has 4 exons. Gene Ontology annotation, cellular component: nuclear pore central transport channel.
GUCAGAGGGCGGGCGUGGGAGCGCGGGGAGGCCGCCGGCAGUGUCCCCGCUGCUUGAGAGACGGAACGGGCAGGGCGGCAGCGCCUCAGCGCGGGAUGCGGGCAGGGGUCACUCCCAUUCUCCGGAGGGUCCUCGGAGCAGGGCGGAGGCCUGUGUUGCGGCUUCAGCGUCCUCGUACAGGAGCCUUAGAGCAGAGAAGAGCUCAGUGAGGCCGUCGGUAGCAGCCGUGAUUUCAAAACCUAUGUGGAUCAAGCUUGUAGAGCUGCAGAUGAGUUUGUCAACAUAUACUAUGAGACAAUGGACAAAAGAAGAAGGGCUUUAACCAGACUGUAUCUGGACAAAGCAACAUUAGUUUGGAAUGGAAAUGCAGUGUCUGGGCAAGAAGAACUAAAUAAGUUUUUUGAAAUGUUGCCAUCAAGUGAAUUCCAGGUUAAUGUGUUGGACUGCCAGCCUGUUCACGAGCAAGCUACUCAAGGCCAGACAACUGUCCUCGUGGUGACAAGUGGGACUGUCAAAUUUGAUGGGGAUAAGCAGCGCUACUUCAAUCAGAACUUCCUGCUGACAGCACAGGCCACCCCCACCAACACCGUAUGGAAGAUCGCCGGGGACUGCUUCCGCUUCCAGGACUGGGCCAGUUAGCAGGGCCUGGCAAUGGGGAGUGACCUCUCAUUCUGCACCACCAAGUCCACGGUGCAGGCAGCUGUUCCCACGUAGGGAAUGCACACACUCUUUGUGUUGAAUCUCAUGGUAUGGACGGUCUACAAAUGUUUCGGGGUUGAUUCCAGUGACCACAGCUUUAGUAAUAAAAUGUGAGAGGUUGCUCAUGUUAGUUGAAUUUAGUAAAGUGCUAAAGGCAAUGAGCUGUAUUUGAAUCAUUCGUAAAAUGCCUUACAUGCAGCUAUGCUGCCACUGCUGAGUGCUCAAACUGUUCUUUUUGAACACAAAAUCCUAUUCAUGUACAAUUCUGACCAAACAUAAUUUUUUUCAACUUGAAAAGAUCUGUUUUUACAGUAGCAUCUUCUCUCUUUUGAAGAAUAUGCUUGUGGCAUGAAGAUGUAAUUUUGAAAGCUCCCUAUUCCCGGUUGUAAGAGGCUGGGAAGGAUUGCUAUAGUGUCUACUGUUAGUGAAAGGAGCAAAUACAGCUCCUAAGUUUGCAAUCUCUCAAUCCAUUAGAAAGGUAAUGUUUACCUUCUCUGAUGCCAAAGGACUGUAUAUGUGUGGGUUUCCUCUAGGCCUGAGCUUCCCAGACCUUGGUUGUUAAUUCCAUGGAUUCAUAUGUAGGGCAUGGUGAAUGAUUCAGAGCUCCUGUGCCAAUAACUCUACACGUGCAUGUGAAGGACUUCAAAACUGUUUAUUUUUCUUUUGAAGUCUUACCAUGGCCUAGAAAUAGGUCGCAUACACGAAUUGAAAUUUCAGUUUUCUGUUGGCUUUAGUUCUGCAUUCUGUUGCUAUGAGGUUUGGAUUGUUUUUCCCAUAUUAAAUCUGCAAGUUGUGAAUCCUUUCUGUCUUUUCAGGAAACAUUGUAGUUAAAAAAUGGCACUGAAAGUGUGCAUUACUGUGAAGCCUUCAAUUUUUUCUCAUCAGUACUGUUACUUAGAACAGGUGCUUACAUUAUUUUCAAUUGACAACAGUAGCUCUGCACCGCUAACAGUAUUUUUCUCUCAUGCAGAUUUUUACUGUACUUUUUAUGUUCUUUUUAAACAUUGCCUUUAAUUAUUGAUUCUGGGGUUUUGUGUAUCUUGCUUUAAAUUUGUAGUUUAAAACUUACAGCUGCUUUGAAACACUUUUUUCAAGACUGUAAGUUAAGAGUCCACCUUAAUUUUGGAACUUAAAAACAAAUCUGGGUAUCAGCAGCUUUGUUUCAAACUGGUACAUUUCUGUUUUAAGCUGAGUAAAACAAAAAAAAGCAAACCCAAAGUGUAGCUGUAUAGCUGUAGCUGUAUCCCUGAGCAUACAUUUGCUUGUAACUGAAAACAUAAGAGGGGAGCUUGUAAGUUUUGUCAUAACCCGUGUUUCAAUGACAACAGCAGUCUGAAAGCAGCUACAACUGCAGCUCACUUGUUCAGUGACCUAAAUGGGGAAAACUGUGAAAAUGAGCAAUAUCUCACUUGCAUAAAAUAUCUUAAGGCAUCUGUAGUUUGUGAUGUCAUCCUACAAACAAUGGGAUGUUUAGCUGAAAUGAGUGGCUUUAUUUCGUUUUCGGACUCUCACAUCUUUUCACCUGUCUCUGUUCAGAGGCUGUUUAUGGUCAAAAUUAUUGUGUGUACCUAUUUUUCAGGCUGAAGAAUUUGAAUUCCUGCAGAACAGUGCAAGAAAAGAAUUUUUGAAAACUGUAAAUAUUGUAAAUACAUUGUUAUUUCUGUAUGUAGUGAAGAAAGGAUCAUUCUAUUUAAUUACUGUUUGUUCUUAAGAGAAUAUGUGAUGUUCAUAUAUUUGUAUUUCCUCUACAUGAUUGAGAAGAAAACAUAAUUUAAGCAUGUCUGUAACUGGUACAGCAUUGUUGAGCUGUGACACUGGUGUUGUGUAUUCUAUUAGCUGUUGAUUGUGUAAAUGGUGUUACAGAUCUGCUUUGCAUACACAAAACAGGUUUUGCCUUUUAAAAUGCAGCAAUGGGUGCAGCUGUGGCAUUGGCUUGUUGGACUUUGAAGGCGGUCACCAGAAAACACACUUCUAUCAGUACCUGAUAAGUUUGUGCUGUGAAUAAAUACUUAUUGGAUAUUUUUAUCCAAGUUUGAAUUUGUAUAAUAAUUUUAAGCUUUUUCUAGGCAGACUUGGAGAGUCAAAAUAUAUGAGGCAAUGUUUCAGUUAAUCAGAUGUUAUCCUCAAUUAUUUUCAUGCUAUUUAAAUGCAAGCUGCUUUUAAAUCUGACUUUUGCAAUUAAUAUUAAAAAAAAAAACCUGACCAAACAGAAAACCUUACCACUACCUGGAAUAUGACUGAGGAAAAUAGCUAACUGGCCUAGCUGGACAAACCCAGUUAAAACUCUAAGAUCUGUAGAUGGCGUAGGACUUAGUGUGCAUACCCAGAGGUUUUGUAGGGAAAUUUAUUGGAACUUGAUUGCUUUAGGCUAGGGAGAGGUGCCAGUUACUCCUGCCUGUUUCCAUCCUCUUCAAUGAGUAUUACUUGGGGUGUUUCAGUACUACCAUAAUUAGCUCUUGCUCUUAAUAACUGAAAAUGCUGGUUUGCAAAAUAUUUCUUUUUAUUUUACUAAGUGAGAAUGUAGCUAUUGGAGUCAAGUGGUGGUUUUACAAUGGAGUAACUAAUGGCAGAAACAAAAAAUCUCUGUUACUAGCUCUGUGCUUCUUGUUAAUAUUCUGUGCUGAAAUUAGCAGAAAACCCAAAAAUGCUUUAAUUUUGUUUUAUACAAACCCUUACAGCUGGUUUAGUGUGACCAUUGCUGACUCUACAGCAAUAUCCUAAAUCUACAAUGGCCAUCUAUGUUUGUGCUUCAAACACUGGAGUUAAUGCUUCCAUUUUUUUGUUCAAGACCAAAUUACUCCUGUGCAACCAGUCAGUGAAACAAAGCCAGCUGAAGAGCUAAGCACUUCCACGUAUGAAAUUGUAGCAACUAAAGACUUGAGAGAUCUACUCUUUUGUAUAUGUUCUCUGUAUUGUCUAUAGCAGUCAUUGCUUUCUGUUGCUGUGUUCUUUUAGCACACUACAGUUAAAUUGAUUUAAAAUGCCUAUGUUGGAGAAAAGGGAUUUGUUCUGAUGGUAUGAAUGGUUUGUUCUGAUAUGCCUGUGCUUCCUUCACCUGUCUAGAGAAAAGCACAUUAUAAAGAAAUGCUAUUUUAUCAGUAAAGUAACUUUCCACACUUGACUAUAUUUUGUAAGUUUUUAAAAUUAAGACCUCUUGUAAGAAUAAUUUUGAAAAACUAAAGAACCAAACAAAAAAACAAGGGGAAAAAAACACCACCAAAAAAACCCCAAACCUACCAGUUACUCUACCUUUUUUAUUAUUAUUACUAUUAGAAAUUUUCAUAGCUUGUUCUUAUGAUAUUAAAAGUGCAAGAAAUAA